AUGUUUAAGGCCCCUAUAUUACCUUUUCUUUCCCUGGGUCUAAGGAAAGACGAUGUCCGACAACUUGAGGAGAUCCAGCUGUUGGAUGAUGGAUACCUGCGGCUCUCUGUGGAAGUCCAUCUGGCGCAGACUCCUUGGGUCGGCGCAGCUGUGAAGAGGCUUCAGCGUCGGGAUGGCCUGAAGUGGCAUGAGAUUCAGGUUGGCUUCAAAGAGCUUACCAAGAAGAAGGUCGCAUGUCUACCAGAGCUUUUCCGGUUUGACAAAGCCAAGCAUCACGUGUUUUGGGUAGGAUCCGAAGGCGCAGCUGCCGACUACACCAUCCAUGAUGCGAGGCCAUGCCUUGACGACGAGCAGGAUGACCGCGUUCAGGAUCAAACGGAGGAGUUGGAGGAGGAGCAGGAGGCGGAGGAGGAGGAAGGACAGGGCAAUCUGUGCGAGGCCAGGGACCGUUCCCGGCAAGCGUGGGCUCACUGGGUUGCUUCAGAUCGCGGGCAGGCGGGCUUUCGCCAGAAGCUCAUGAAGUCAAACGCAAACUCGUCGAAGGCGGAGCUCCUGCAGUGGCUUUGGAUCGAGACCCACCCCCCCGGCAUGUGGAACUCCUUGAGAAAAGCUGCGCAGACCGGGGAUUGGAAGAAGUUUGGACAAAUCAUCCGGAAAGAGUGGGUGGGUAGAGGGGGUGACGAGAAGACCUGCAACUGUCUCCAGGGCAGCCAGCACUGUAUGCAAAUAUGGCGAGGGAUCGCCGAAGGCUACUAG
This is a messenger RNA of Symbiodinium sp. CCMP2456, 756 nucleotides long. Lineage: Eukaryota; Dinophyceae; Suessiales; Symbiodiniaceae. The record is from the annotation of a GenBank genome assembly.